Molecule: messenger RNA, 4591 nt
Organism: Trypanosoma cruzi
Lineage: Eukaryota; Euglenozoa; Kinetoplastea; Trypanosomatida; Trypanosomatidae
Exons: 1
Source: RefSeq, a predicted model, not a curated record
AUGUUGCAGCAGGCUGUUUCUUAUGUUAUUUCUAGCUUGGCAAAAAUAGGAGACAUUAAUGCGUGCAAUGUUGAAUCGUCUCUCAGGGAGCGGACGUUGCGCAUCCGGGACAUGUCACUUCGACAAGAUACUUUGAACACCUUUCUUCCCUUCACUAUACAAUGCGGAAAGGUUGGCGAUCUGCGCGUAAAAAUUCCAUGGCCAGCCUCUAAUGAGCCGCUGCUUUUGUGUUGUGAGGGAAUGGCCUUUACAUUGAAUGGCGAGACUUCACAAUCUUGCACAAAAGAGAUGACGAGGGAGGAGAUACGGGGUGGUAUUACAGAAGAAAGCAUUCUCGGAACCGUAGUGACGUCUUCUGUGCCUGUCAAUUCUCAUGAAGAGCAGAGAAGUGCUGCACCGUUGGCGUCCGAGGAAAACUCUGAGGAGCGUGAAACAUCGUGGUCGGCGGCAUUGGAGGAUGAUGAUUACAUGUCAUGUCAGAGUGUCAGUAACACUUCAUUUGCAUCUUGCGAUUCUCAAGAGGAUUUGGCAUCCCUUCCACAGAAUGGAAAAGGUUUUUUUUCGUUUCUUGUCAAUGCCGCCAGUCGUUCUGUGUCGUGGGUCAUGAAUCGACCCAUUCACGUGCAGUUGAAGAACCCCUGUGUUGUGUGGCCGUGCGAUUCACAUUCUGACGUGGGCUUUGAGAUUACGGUGAGCGAGAUCAUGGUGAAAAUUGAGCCUACAUUAGAGGCCGGUGCUGAGCUUAUGAAGGUUAUCGUUAUCACCUUCAGUGGGGUUGCCGUGUGUGCAAAUGCUGCUAAGGAGCAAACGCAAAAGAUUGUGGAAAUUGAUCAUCUCAGUAUACGCAUUACCUCCGUGUACAGUUCUGCAGGUAUUCUCUGUCGCAAGAACGUUGCCAUUGUUUUUGACGGCGUAUCCUCGUUGUUUUUUGAUGAGGAUGCAUUGCGGUCUCUCACAAGGUGCGCCGUGAGCCAUGGGAUCAUGAAAGAGGUUCCUGAGUAUUGCCGUCCGUUUUAUAAGCUGCGUUCAUUGAGUUCACGUUGGUCCUACGCCAAGAGUUGUGUCUUCGCUUUUAUACGGGACAGGAGGAGGCGUUACAACUUUAAUUCGUCGCACCUUCACUUCUACGCCGAAGCCCGCACGUCGUAUCUUGCGCUCUUGGAUUACUGCCAUCGCACACGGGACAUUGCGGAAAAGAGGGAGCAAUUGGCCGACAUUGAGGGUGAUAUUCGCUAUCGUGAUGUGGUGUUAUUUUUGAGGCGCAAGGUUCAAGAGAGAUACUCCACGACGGUACUUGCUGGCAGUACAGGGGCGGGUGUGACACCGCCGCCGACGCAGCCUUCAGAUGCUCGUCAAUUCGUUGUUGUCUCGUCUCUUCACGUGGACGCGAAAAUUACGUGCGUGCGGUUGCCUGCUGAAACAACGGUGUGGCUGCGUGAUGUCGCGUUUGUGAAGCGCCGCGGGGAGUCCAAUUUUUCGGUUGGGAAUGUCACAUUGGUUGCGGGGGGAAAGUCUCAGCUGCUACGGGCGCCGGAUUCCGGGGAACCGUUUUUUUCUCUUCAGCAAACCGAAAGCAAUGGCAUGACUUUUGUCAGGACGACGUUAGAAGCAUUGCGUUUUAUCACCACAUCUAAUUGGAUGCUGCAAUUGGUUCAGCCUAUCAUGGUUGCCAUGCCACACGUUCUGCGGGCGAUUCCAGAAACAAAUUGUAAUGCACCGGAGACUAAAUUGAGUAAUCGAUGUGAAAAAACCACAAGUUUUGUUUUCCCAUUGAUAGAUUUUCAUGUGGAUGAUUUGCGGUUUCAUUUGAAGCAACUAUCCCUGACGCAUAUAGAGCGAACAUCCGGUGACUCACGUGUGGGUCUUUUGAUGAAGGAAUUGUCUGUGCGUUUUGGCGAGGAAACGGACGUGCUAUCACCCAUGAAGGUGGAAAUGACUGAAGAGGAGGAUAUCUUGGUGUCUGCGGUGACGUUAAAUGUAUCGAAUGCGCUGUGGGAGUAUUUGUACCACGUUCGAACUGAGUGGAACGAUGCCCUACUACGGGUUAGUAACAUGCCAGGCUUUGUAUCAAGAGUGCAGUCAACAACGGGUAAAACACAGAUAAAAAAGUCUUUCGCAGAGGUGUGUUGUGAGGCUGAAUUAAAAGAGGAGUUUAAUUCCGCGCUAAAAUUACAGCGGACAUAUCUCUUGGGUGUCGUUAUUACUUUUGAACCCUUAAAUCUCAGUAUGCAGCUGGGAACUAUGAAUAUGUGGAGAGGGGCACAAACGUGUGGUUUUCCUUCGGUGCAUGCGAACAUAUCAUCGUUUGAGUUUUCAACAGAUCAUGUGGAAGGAGGUGUAUUGACGGUGACGUGUCCUAGCGGCAUUUUAUACUCAAAAACAAGUUCAACAAGUGACGCUUCACGUGUGAAUGUGUCGAUAGGGGUACUGGAAUCAGUAUGGAAGGCGUCUUCCACAAGAAAUUUAUUGCAUAUUGAUGCUAUGCAAUUCCAUGUAUAUGGCGAUGCAACGUACUGCUCCGCUGAAACGCUUCGGUUCUUGGAUGCUCUGACAUUUGCCCCAAUAAAGUGCUUUUACUGCCGCCAGUUAAGUUCAAUUCCAACAACCGCACGACCGUAUCUUGCGUCCUCUUUGCAGGUCUCAGUGUGUCUUGCGGAGGUCUGUAUGCAACGACUCAUUUUUUUGGAAUUAGAUUUGUUGGGAACUUUGAUAAAAGAUUACGCCACCUUUUUUGUGAACAACCUUGUGCCUACAGAAGCAUACCGACUGUUUUUUAGUGGUUUUAGCAAUUUGGCCUUCGUCAUGUACGCUUCUUCUUGUGCAGUUAAGUUUGGCGGAGAUGAAGCUUUAAUGUGCCGAGUGAAUAUGCCCUCAAUAAAUGGUGGUGCGGGUGCGCCACUUGUGAAUUUUGGUGAACUUCUUCCUGAGCUACGGGAGGCAUCACCAUUGACGUUGAUCAACGUUUGUGAAAAGCUUUUAGCGGAUAUAAGUAUGCCCCAUCUUGAGGUGGAAGUGUUUCACCACCGAUUUAUGUCCAUUGGUCUCUGCGCAACUGUUUCUUCCUUCACAGCCACGCUACCCAUUGCUGUAGAGGACUUUUGGGAUGACGCCGUACACGCGGUAAAACGCUCACCCGCUGAAUGCACUGCUCCUUCGAUUAAAUUGAAUGUGGGCGAUAUGAUCCGGCUGGAGGUUGAAGGGGUGAAAUAUGCCCAGCAAUCUGCUCCCUUUCCCGAGGAAUUAAGUGGAGUAUUUAGUGAUUGCGACAUGGAUAGCGACACAUCAGUUGUGGCCUGUGAGAAGUACACUCACGCAGUGGUGAAGAAUUGGAACGUGCAUCUCAAAGGGGUUUCUGAAGCGGAUGCCGUGAAAGAAUUGUUGGGAUUAUGGAUGGAACUUCGGCACAUGAUGAAUUCAAUUCAAAGGCGGAAUGUAGUGAACUGCACUUUGCUACGAGGUGGGCAUUAUAAUUUGGACCGGACCGGUCCGUGGUUUUUUGACUCUCCAGGCGAAAUGGUUUUGGUGGAAGACUGCACCUUUCUUUCCUGCACCUCAGGAAUGCACAUGGUGGUCUGCAGUGGGACCCAUGUGUGCUUUCGCCGAUGCCACUUUUCUUCUUUUUUUCAGCAUGCCAUCACUGUUGAGGACGAAUGUGCCUCUUUUGUGUGCGACAACUGCAUUGGAGAGGAUUUCGGCGGCGAGUCAAACGCGACCGGCGCUCAGGCGGAGGUGGAGAAGAAAACGGUGCAAAAAUUUUUAUUUUCUUUUCAUCGCGGUGCUGUAUGCUUAACACUGCGCGAUGAGUGCAGACUCACCCUGAAUCUCUCAACGGUGGAUCUGCGUUUUUUCACAUGCUUCAAGAAAACCGUCUCUCAUCUGCGCUUGCAACGGGGACGGCUUGAAUUUAUGGAAAAGGGGGCUCUACACGGUCUGGUUUCUCGUAUGGAUUUAGACUUGGAUUGGACGCUGAGGCACAGGGAUGACUACGCAACAUUGAGUUCAUCCUUGCGAGUAGAGAGUGUGAGUAUACCCGUUUUGUUGUUUGGCACAAUGCGUUGCCUGAGAGGAGUGUGGAACGCCGAAGUACCAUUUUCCGAGGCUUCAGUGCGAGAGUACCCAUCGCCUGUGAAAACACGCGGCUUUUCAGUUGCCAGGUGGAAGGCACUUGUGACAGUGUCCAUCAUUCCUGUUGAAUUGUGUCCACCGAGUGGUGGGGCGCCAUUGAUAAGCUUUAUCCUUGAUAGCACUUCGGUUGUGUCAAGGCGGGAAACAACAGGGGAGGCUUUCCUGGAGGCUCGAUCAGGGAUACAGCAGCUCUCUCUCUGGGAAUUUUCUUCGCAAUCGCAUGUUUCACUUUUACGGAAUCUGCUCUCUGUGCUGGUGGUUGCUCGCACGGAGGAUUUUUCUAGUGCGUCAUGUGACGUGUCUGUCUCCCCAUGUGAGCUUUCUCUCUCCAGCGAGCAAAUCAAGUGCGUUUUGUCCCUCUUGACAUUUAUGCAGGGCUGUGACGACGCUGAGACGGUGCCGUAUGCAGUGAGGCUGGAGAACUACCUGGGUGUAGAAGUGACGUUGCAGGAUGCGGCGGAUCAAU